AUGAAUAAGAUGGCAGUUCUACCAGACUGGCAAGCUCUGUACCCUCAGACACGGAAGUCCAACUACCCAAGGCCACACUCUUCACCGUGUAAAGUUCCCUUGAAAAAUAGCUUUCAGAACAUGUUCAGACCUUCUUCCUCUACUUCAACCACAGCCAUUGCAAAUCCAAUCCUGUCCUCCUCGGAUAUUAAGCGGAUUCUAUUUCAGAAAAUUUCUGAUAAAAGGGAUGAAUUGAAAAAAGCCUUCCAGCUGCUCGACACGGGUCAGAACCAGACCGUGAGCAAGAAUGAAUUGAGAAGAGCCAUCACCACUUUCCUGUUGCCACUCACCAGAGAACAGUUCCAAGAUGUGCUGGCUCAGCUCCCUCUGACCAGCUCUGGAUCUGUGCCGUACAUGGAAUUCCUGUCCAAGUUUGGCGGGAUUGACCUGAACAUCAAUGUUAUAAAGAGGGGAAAUGGAAGUGAAAUGGAUAGCUGUCGGACACUGAAGGAACUUGAAAGCCAAAUCGGGGAAAAGGUUCACAAGAACAAGAAAACGAUUAUCAAAGCCUUCCAGCUCAUAGACAUCAACAACACAGGCCGGGUGCGCCCUCAGGAGCUGAGGCGAAUCCUGGAGACCUUCUGCCUGAAGAUGAAGGAAGAGGAGUACCAGAUGUUUUCCAAACACUACAGCCUUGAUCAAGAGACUGCAGUGGAUUACAGUGUAUUCUUGAAGAACCUCAACAUCAGCAAUGACCUGAAUGCUCGAUAUCUUAUAGGGAAUCAAGAGAUCCCAAGGGAGAGUCACUCAACCAGAAGUUCCAAGAGUGAACUAAUCAAUUCUGAGUUAUCUGAAGAUAUGUGGAAAAAUUGCUCCUUGAGUGACAUUCAAAAUAUCCUUAGCCAAGAGCUUUUGAAGUCCUACCAAAAGGUUGAAAAAGCCCUGAGCGCAGGGGACCCCUGCAGAGGUGGCUACGUCUCCCUGAACUACCUGAAGGUCGUGCUCGACACCUUUGUCUACCCCUUACCUAGGAAGAUUUUUAUCCAGUUAAUGAGAAGGCUUGGAUUUAGAACUACUGCUAAGAUCAAUUGGAAGCAAUUUUUAACAUCAUUUUAUGAGCAGCAGAGGUUGGAAACCAGUAAUGCACCUCCCUCACAAAGAAGAAAUGGUGUCAGCCCUCAAAGCCGAUUUCGCAAGGAAAAUAUUAUCAGAAAGUUAUUUAAAUACUCAGAAGACCGUUCUAUAUCGUUGAAGAAAGCAUUACUGAAAAGCAACACUACACCUGAUGGACAGAUAAAGUGGGAAGACUUGCGCUACAUCCUUGACUGCAUGGUUGUAAAAUUAAGUGACACAGAAUUCAAAGAACUACGGCAGGUAUUUGACCCUGAUGACCUCGGAGUGGUCAACAUCAGCUCCUUUAUGGAUCUGCUAGAAGAUGUUCCCAGGACGAGAAAAAUAUCCCUGAACACAGACAGCAAGAUUCCUUUCCUCCUGGCCUGGGACUCAGUGGAAGAGAAGGUGCAGGAUGCAAUCUUUAGGAACCAACCAGCUUUUUAUGACAUGCUGCAGUCCUAUGACCUUGGCAACACAGGGAUCAUUGGUCGAAAUAAUUUCAAGAAAGUCAUGCGCACAUUCUGUCCAUUUUUAACAAAUGAACAAUUCAUAAGACUCUGCAAUAAGUUUCAUGACUUAACUUCAGGAAGAAUCUUUUACAAAAAACUUAUGGCGUACUUAGGAGUUAAUGGCCAUCCUGCUGUCUCCCCGUCUUCGAAGGAUAAGCCAGGUGGACAGACUCAGAAACAGGAACCAAAGAAUGCCGGUCUUCCCAGGAGCAUCCAGUCCCCAGAGAAUAAGACUAUGACCAAAGAAGAGGUCAUCGAAAAGCUCAAGAACUGCAUCCAGCAGCAGGAUCCGGUCUUCAGAAAGCACUUUCUUGACAUCAGCAAGGAUCUGGAUAGGAAGAUUGCCAAGCAGGACUUCCGGAAGGUCCUGGAAGACAGUGGGAUGCCCAUGGAAGACACUCAGUUUGCUGAGCUCAUCUCCAAGAUAGGCUACGGGAAGGAAGGGAUGAGCUACCUGGACUUCGCAGCGGGAUUUGAAGAUUCUAAAAUGAGCCAGCCAGUGGCAUCUCCAGCUCUCUCCCCACUUCCCUCCAAACCUUCCUCGAGCAGCCACUUAAUAACCGCAGAGGAGUGCCUGAGACUCUUCCCCAAGCGCCUGAAGGAGUUUUUUCCGGAUCCCUACGCUGCCUUCUUUAAGAUAGACACUGACAUGGACGGCAUAAUCAGCAUGCAUGAUUUUUACAGACUGCUUCUGCAGCUACUGCUCAACAUGAAAGACGAUGAGUUUGAGCGCUUCCUUGGCCUCCUUGGCUUGAGACUUAGUGUCACUUUAAAUUUCCGGGAAUUUCGAAACCUCUGUGAGAAGAGACCCCUCAGAACAGAUGAUGCACCCCAAAGACUCAUAAGAACCAAACAGAAAGUUGCAGAUUCAGAACUAGCCUGUGAACAGGCUCAUCAGUAUCUUGUUGCCAAAGCAAAAAACAGAUGGGUAGACUUGUCUAAGAACUUUAUUGAAACCGACACAGAGGGCAACGGCAUUCUUCGGCGGAGGGACAUCAAGAAUGCCCUGUAUGGUUUUGACAUCCCCCUCAUGCCACGGGAGUUCGAGAGGCUUUGGCAUAGCUAUGACAGGGAGGGAAGAGGCUACAUUACUUACCAAGAGUUUCUACAGAGGUUGGGCAUUAGCUUUUUGCCUGCGGUCCACCGGCCCAAUAAAGAAGACUAUUUCAACUUCAUGGGCCACUUCACAAAGCCUCAGCAGCUCCAGGAAGAAAUCCAAGAGCUGCAUCAGGUCAUGGAGAAGACCAUGCCUGCCAGGGCUAAGCUUAUGGACCAUUAUAAAGAGAUCAGCAAGGCUCUCAGCACACAGGACAAAGCCAAAGUGGGCUCUGUGUCCCUCUUCAGGCUGUACAAACUGCUGCAGGACUGCGGCUGCCCCCUGAAGGAAGAGGAGCUCACCCAGCUUAUCAGCAGCCUGGAGAUCGAAGUGCAUGAAAAUUCCAUCAACUACCUAGACUUCCUGAGAGCGCUGGAGAGCAGCGGGGCGACUGGGCCUCAGUCCAUCGAUUUCUCCACCCUGAGUCCAGAGGAGAUCGUGAAGAGCAUCCAGUGUCUGGUCAGCUGCUCCCAGCAGGCCUUGUUCCAGGUGUUUUCUGCUGUGGAUAAAGAAGACACGGGGUUUGUGAAGGCCACAGACUUCGGGAAAGUCCUUAAAGACUUUUGUUACAAACUUACAGAUAAUCAAUAUCAUUAUUUUUUGAGGAAAUUGAAGAUUCAUCUCACCCCCUUCAUACACUGGAAAUACUUCCUCCAGAACUUCAGCUCUUUCACAGAGGAGGCUGCUGACGAGUGGGCUGAGAAGAUGCCCAAAGACGCACCCCUCCAGUCUCCCCACGAAAUGGGCUCCAGAGACCUCCUGGCACGUCUCCACAAGGCAGUGACAGCUCAUUACCACACCUUCAUCCAGGAGUUCGAGAACUUUGACACUCUUAAGUCCAACACGAUCGCCAGAGAUGAGUUCAGGUCCAUCUGUGCUCGCCACAUGCAGAUCCUGACGGACGAGCAGUUUGACAGGCUCUGGGCAGAGAUGCCUGUGAACUCCCGAGGAAAGCUCAAGUACCAGGACCUCCUGAGCCGGCUCAGCAGCUUGAGACCAGCCUCGCCCGCCUCCUCCGCCUCCCCCGCCACAGAGGACUCCACCGCCACCCAGCGGGGGAGCAGCACCCCCGAAAUAUCAGAAGACACGAGAUGUGUCAGCUCCCCCAACCGAGACACGAAAACAGGGUCAAAGGGGAGGAGUCACCUCUGCACCCCCGCAUCGGGCAACCCGCCCCUGCAGAACUGUGAGUCCACUGAGACAAAGCUGCGGAAGCAGAUCCACGGCUGCUGGCGUGAGCUCCUGCGGGAGUGCAAGGAGAGAGACGUGGACAAGCAGGGAAGCAUCGCCGCACCCGACUUCCUUGCUCUCGUGGAGAAGUUCCACCUGAACAUCAGCAAGGAGGAGAGCCAGAAGCUCCUGGUGAAGUAUGACCUGAAGAACAAUGGGCAGUUCGCGUACUGUGACUUCAUCCAGAGCUGCGUGCUCCUGCUGAAGGCCAAGGAGACCUCGCUGAUGCGCCGGCUGAAGAUCCAGAACGCGAACAAGAUGAAAGAGCCGGGCGUCGACACUCCUUCCUUCUACAAUGCCCUGCUGCGCAUCCAGCCCAAGAUCCUGCAUUGCUGGCGGCCCAUGCGGCGCUCCUUCAAGGCCUACGACGAGGGCGGCACUGGGCUGCUGAGUGUGACCGACUUCAAGAAGGUGCUGCGGCAGUACAGCAUCAACCUGUCGGAGGAGGAGUUCUUCCACGUGCUCGAGUACUAUGACAAGACGCUGUCCUCCAAGAUCUCCUACAACGACUUCCUCCGGGCCUUCCUCCAGUAGGCGCCGGCUCUCCUGAACCCGAGCAGCCAGCC
Messenger RNA from Dipodomys spectabilis (banner-tailed kangaroo rat), 4493 nucleotides. It is a transcript of the gene Efcab6, whose product is annotated as EF-hand calcium binding domain 6. Gene Ontology annotation, cellular component: nucleoplasm. The coding region runs from base 1 to 4461 and encodes 1486 amino acids. The record is from RefSeq and is a predicted model, not a curated record. Lineage: Eukaryota; Metazoa; Chordata; Mammalia; Rodentia; Heteromyidae. The transcript is spliced from 30 exons. Gene Ontology annotation, molecular function: calcium ion binding.